GGCGCCGGGGGAGCCCGGCGGGAGGUGACAGCCGCCGAGGGGGCGCAGGGCCCGGCUGGCUGCGGGCUCGGCCCCGGGCUGCUCUGCAGGCACGGUCGGCGGCCGCCCCCCUCCCGGAGCUGUGUCACCGGCGGCGAGGAGCGAGGAUGAGGGCUGCGGAGCGGCGCUGGGGGGCGGCAGCCGCCGGCAGCGGGGGCUCCCCGGCGGGCCCGCGGCUCCUCGAGCGACUCGGCGGCAGGACGGAGCCGCAGGAGCCUCCGGCAUCGGACACGUGCGGCGGGGCGGCCGGCGGCCGCGGCUAGGGCCACCCCCGUCCCCUCCCUCCUCCUCCUCCUCCUUCUCCUCCUCCUCCUCCCUCCGCGCUAUGCUGCACGCCCGCCGGGCCCCUCAGCGCGCCGGGCGCACGGCGCCGAUGGAGCCGAGCGGGCCGCUCUGAGGCCGCCGCCGGUCGCAGCAUGGCCUCGGUGGGCAGCCCGGCGCCGCGGAGCCCCGGGGCGGAGCGGCCGGAGGCGGGUGCCCGGUGCCGCAGCCUGCCCGUGCUCGGCUCCCCCCUGGCGGCCGGGGGCGGCGGCGGCGGCGGCGGAGUCCCCCCGGGCCACGCCGCCUCGGCGGCUCCUGCCCAUGACGAGGGACCCGGGGCUGCCCGGCCCCCGGCAGCCGCCGCCGUCGGGAACCUGCCCCGCAGGACGGAGGUGCCGGGCCGGGGGGUGUCCCCCGGAGCCCCCCCUCCGCCGCCGCUGCUGCUGGCGGGGCCGCCGGGCAGAGCGUGCCUGCGGGCGGUGCUGGCGGACUCGCGGUUCUUCUUGGUGUGCAUGUGCUUCCUGACCUUCAUCCAGUCCCUCAUGGUGUCCGGCUACCUGAGCAGCGUCAUCACCACCAUCGAGCGGAGAUACAGCCUGAAGAGCUCGGAGUCGGGGCUGCUGGUCAGCUGCUUCGACAUCGGGAGCCUGGUGGUGGUGGUGUUCAUCAGCUACUUCGGGGGGCGCGGGCGGAGGCCGCUCUGGCUGGCCGUAGGGGGGUUCUUCAUCGCGCUGGGGGCCGCGCUCUUCUCCCUACCUCACUUCAUCUCCCCGCCGUACCAGAUCCAGGAACUGAACUCCUCCGUCAGUAACGAGGGCUUGUGUGUGACCGGCAAUGGCACCGCCAAAGAGCAGUGGGACUCGCCGGCCUGCGUCAAGGACUCCGGUGGCAAUGAUCACUCCCUCUAUGUAGCUUUAUUCAUUUGUGCCCAAAUCCUCAUUGGCAUGGGCUCGACACCCAUCUAUACCUUGGGACCAACCUACUUGGAUGACAAUGUCAAGAAAGAAAACGCCUCACUUUACCUAGCCAUCAUGUAUGUAAUGGGAGCACUUGGUCCUGCAGCUGGCUACUUACUGGGAGGACUUCUUAUUGGUUUCUAUGUUGAUCCUAGGACAACUGUUUAUAUUGACCAGAGUGAUCCCCGAUUCAUUGGAAACUGGUGGAGUGGAUUUCUCCUUUGUGCCAUUGCAAUGCUCCUUGUGAUAUUUCCAAUGUUUACCUUUCCAAAAAAGCUUCCUCCUCGACAUAAAAAAAAGAAAAAGAAAAAGAAGAUGAACUCUGAUGAUGUUUCAAGUGAUGAUGACGUCAUGAAAGAGAAAACAAAUAGCAAAAUACAAGCAGAUAGUGCAGUUCCUGCCUCUAUGGGAUUUGGAAAAAAUGUUAAAGAGCUUCCAAGAGCAGCUGUCAGGAUCUUAAGCAACAUGACAUUCCUUUUUGUGAGUUUGUCAUACACAGCUGAGAGUGCCAUUGUUACAGCUUUUAUUACGUUCAUUCCCAAGUUCAUCGAGUCACAGUUUGGCAUCCCAGCUUCCAAUGCCAGCAUCUACACUGGUGUGAUUAUUGUUCCAAGUGCUGGUGUUGGUAUUGUCCUAGGCGGCUACAUUAUCAAAAAACUGAAACUUGGUGCAAGAGAGUCUGCAAAGUUGGCAAUGAUCUGCAGUGGUGUGUCUUUGCUGUGCUUUUCCACCCUCUUCAUUGUUGGAUGUGAAAGCAUUAAUCUAGGGGGAAUAAAUAUACCGUAUACAACUGGUCCCACUCUUGCCAUGGCCCACAGGAAUCUGACUGGGAGCUGUAACGUGAACUGCGGAUGUAAGAUUCAUGAGUACGAGCCUGUCUGUGGAUCAGAUGGAAUAACAUAUUUUAAUCCUUGCCUAGCCGGCUGCAUCAAUGGUGGAAACCAUAGCACAGGGGUAAGAAAUUACACAGAAUGCGCCUGUGUCCAAAGCCGACAGGUUAUCACCCCACCGACAGUGGGCCAGCGCAGUCAGCUCAGACUGGUUAUUGUCAAAACCUACCUGAACGAAAACGGCUAUGCUGUUUCUGGGAAGUGCGAUCGAACCUGCAACACGCUCAUCCCAUUCCUGAUAUUUCUCUUCAUUGUGACCCUUAUAACAGCGUGUGCCCAGCCGUCAGCAAUCAUAGUGACACUCAGGUCUGUGGAAGAUGGGGAACGGCCCUUUGCACUAGGAAUGCAGUUUGUUUUAUUACGUACUCUUGCUUACAUUCCCACUCCAAUUUAUUUUGGGGCUGUUAUUGAUACCACAUGCAUGCUUUGGCAACAGGACUGUGGCGUACAAGGAUCUUGCUGGGAAUACGAUGUCACCUCAUUUCGUUUUGUCUACUUUGGAUUGGCCGCUGCUCUCAAAUUUGUGGGAUUCUUUUUUAUUUUUCUGGCCUGGUACUCCAUUAAGUGUAAAGAAGAGCAACUGCAGAGGCAGAGGUGGAGGGCUUCGCCGGUGAACACUGUGAGUGAGAUGGUUGGCCAAGCUGGACUCCAACAAAACUAUGCACGGACUAGAUCCUGCCCUACCUUCAGUUCUCGAGGAGACAUUGGUGUGGCACAAGGAAUGAACUGCGUAGCACAGACUUACCCUGGCCCUUUUUCAGAAGCAAUAAAUUCCUCAAAUGAAAAUGCAUUGGAAGAAGUCACUGCUGAGAUAUAGACCCCUGGCUUGGUAAAGUAAUGUUUAGUUUUGUUGGUUGACUAAAUUACGGCGCCUUGUAAAACACCUGUGCCUUCUAUUUUUAAUCUAAAUGUAACACAUGAUAAAACCAACAAAGCUUAAUGCAAACAACCACAGUGUGUUCCUGAGGGCUGGAUACCUCAAACCAACCCAAGUUCUUAUUUCUCCCUUCCCGACAAUGGAGUUUUAAAAUUGUGUUUGUAAUUAUUUCAGAUGUGUCCAUUAAAUGUCCAUGCUCUGAUCCAAUAUCAAUGUAAGGGUGAGGUAUUAUGAACAGCAGAAGUCAGUGAAAGAGUGACAAAAACUCAUUGUUGAUGUCUAGAUGUCACAAAAAUGCUUAAAUGUAUCAUCAGCUUCACAUCUGCAAAUUGUAUUUUUAAGAGAUGAGUAAUUACUGUGAGUUCUGCUACAAAGCACAACUAAACUUAUUUAAACUAUGCAACUUACUUGGAUAAUUAUAUGUGCAGCAAAUUAAGUUUAAAGUUUGCUUUUAAAGACAUCAUUGUGACUCAAUUUGAAAGGGGCUAUUUUCAGACAUAAGCAUUAAAAUAAAAAAGAACAUAAGGUUUAAAGUACUGUUAAUAACACAUUAAGCCAUACAAAAGUUAUGCAUCAGGUAAUGUUUGCAAAUAUUGAGACAUAAUAUCUUUAUCCUGUCAAAAUGUAUGCUAAUUUUCAUUUGAUGCAGUAAUUCUUCACAAAGUACACAGGCUAGGAAAGUACAAUGCUUGGAGAAAAAAA
This is a messenger RNA of Oxyura jamaicensis (ruddy duck), 3725 nucleotides long. RefSeq names its product solute carrier organic anion transporter family member 5A1 (gene SLCO5A1). Lineage: Eukaryota; Metazoa; Chordata; Aves; Anseriformes; Anatidae. The record is from RefSeq and is a predicted model, not a curated record. Gene Ontology annotation, cellular component: membrane. Gene Ontology annotation, biological process: transmembrane transport; sodium-independent organic anion transport. Bases 456 to 2963 code for a protein of 835 amino acids. The transcript is spliced from 10 exons. Gene Ontology annotation, molecular function: protein binding.